AUGUCUUGCUUGUUAUUGUCGUUGUUUUGGCGUGAGUUUCUGUGCCAAGAAGUCACUCAUCACCACAUUACCCGUUUUGACACGAACUAUGACUUGCCUCCACUUUCUUCGGGUGCAGGGACUUACAUGUUCCGAAUUGAUGAAGGGCGUGUAAUUGAUGCAACGAGAGCUGGAAGCAUUGCACAUUUGAUUAAUCACUCAUGCGAAAAUGUUGCCCUUUCUGACUUUAGAAUAGAGAUUGUGCGAGUAGCAUUGGAAAAUGAUAUGCCAAAUUGCUAUUCAAGAGUUAUAAGUGUCAACGGUGAUGAACAUAUAAUUAUAUUUGCCAAAAGAGAUAUUAAACAAGGGGAAGAGCUGACAUACGAUUACAGAUUCUUUUCAAUUGGUGAACAACUUGCUUGCUAUUGUGGCUUUCCUUCAUGCCGGGGUGUUGUUAAUGAUAUUGAAGCUGAGGAACAAAUGGCAAAGUUGUUUGCUUCGCGCAGUGAAUUGAUAGAUUGGAGGGGUGAUUGA
Ilex paraguariensis (yerba mate) is the source of this 513-nucleotide messenger RNA. Lineage: Eukaryota; Viridiplantae; Streptophyta; Magnoliopsida; Aquifoliales; Aquifoliaceae. The record is from the annotation of a GenBank genome assembly.